Messenger RNA from Calliphora vicina (urban bluebottle blowfly), 1676 nucleotides. RefSeq names its product ubiquitin specific protease 39 (gene Usp39). The transcript is spliced from 4 exons. Gene Ontology annotation, biological process: mRNA processing; protein deubiquitination; spliceosomal complex assembly. NCBI's taxonomy places the organism in Eukaryota, Metazoa, Arthropoda, Insecta, Diptera, Calliphoridae. The record is from RefSeq and is a predicted model, not a curated record. Gene Ontology annotation, molecular function: zinc ion binding; cysteine-type deubiquitinase activity. The coding region runs from base 66 to 1538 and encodes 490 amino acids.
ACGAAUAAGAAGAAUUUAUUGUAAUUGGAAAUGUUUAUAGAAAUUUCUUUCACAUUAAAAUAAUAAUGCCAUCCAAAGACGAGCCAGCAGAGAAGAAAGCCAAAACUGAUUUGACAAACACCAAUGAAGAUGAACUAGAUACCCCAUCAGUGUUUAAUCCUAAAUAUCGGGUAUGUCCUUAUUUGGAUACCAUAAACCGUCCCCUGUUGGAUUUCGAUUUUGAAAAGUUGUGUUCCAUCUCACUCACGCGUAUAAACGUUUAUGCUUGCCUGGUGUGUGGUAAGUACUUCCAGGGUCGAGGUACCAACACUCAUGCGUAUACACAUUCAGUAGCGGAGGCUCAUCAUGUUUUCUUAAAUUUGCAAACCUUAAGAUUCUACUGUCUGCCGGAUAAUUAUGAAAUUAUUGAUUCAUCAUUGGAUGAUAUUAAAUACGUUCUCAAUCCGACAUUUUCGCCACAGGAUAUAACGAACUUGGACAAAUCCGAUCCCAAACAUUCUCGUACGGUAGAUGGUACUUUGUAUUUGCCGGGUGUUGUGGGUUUGAAUAAUAUUAAGAACAAUGAUUAUUGCAAUGUGGUAUUGCAUGCUCUGUCGCAUGUGGGACCUUUAAGGGAUUACUAUUUGCGUGAACAGCAUUAUGCCAAAAUCAAACGGCCACCUGGAGAUUCUAUUUUCAAUCUAGUGCAACGUUUUGGUGAACUUAUGCGUAAAAUUUGGAAUCCCCGUAAUUUUAAGGCACAUGUAUCGCCACAUGAAAUGCUGCAAUCGGUUGUGCUGUGGUCCAACAAACGUUUUCAAAUCACCGAGCAGGGCGAUCCCAUUGAAUUUUUGUCAUGGUUUUUGCAUACGCUACAUCGUGCCUUAAAAGGUAACAAAAGAGCAGACUCAUCCAUAAUUAAUAAAAUCUUUUUGGGUGAAAUGAAAAUAUAUACCCGCAAAAUACCGCCAGUGGAACUGGAUGAUACACAAAAGACAUUAUUGCUGGCUACCGAAGAAUAUCAAGAGAAAUGUGAGGAUUCAAAUUUCCUCUAUCUAACAUGUGAUUUACCUCCACCACCUUUAUUUACCGAUGAGUUCAGGGAAAAUAUUAUACCUCAAGUCAAUCUUUAUCAGUUGCUGGGUAAAUUUAAUGGUACCACCGAAAAGGAGUAUAAAACCUACAAAGACAAUUUUCUGAAACGUUUUGAAAUCACCAGACUGCCACAGUUUAUAAUAUUGUACAUAAAAAGAUUUACGAAAAAUACAUUCUUCUUGGAGAAAAAUCCCACAAUUGUUAACUUUCCAAUCAAAAAUGUUGAUUUUGGCGAUAUAUUGUCUAUACCAAAUCGUGAAAAGCUACCCGAUAGUAAAUAUAAUUUAGUGGCAAAUAUUGUUCACGAUGGUGAACCCAACAAGGGUACGUAUCGUGUGCACAUUUUACACAAAUCCAAUGGCCAGUGGUAUGAAAUGCAAGAUUUACAUGUCACAGAGAUACUGCCACAAAUGAUAACUUUAACCGAAUCAUACAUACAGAUUUAUGAAAGAUGUAUUGAUUAAAGUUUUAGCAGCAUACAAAAAAAAAAUCUGCUUUAAGGUAUGUGAAAAUCUUGGUAAUAAAAUUUGUAAAAAAUAAUAAGUAUGAACUCAUACUAAAAAAAAUUAAGAAAUAUAUUUUUAGAAGCCAACAAAUCUUAA